GCAGCAUCUUCGGCGGAGCGACGGCGGGUGUGGUUCGGACUUGUACGGGUGGUUCACCUAGCAGCCCUUCUCCUAUUUUCAGCCCAGAGAAAGAGGACAAUUUCCCCGACAAGAACCACGGAGGAGCCGCUCGACUCUGACAAAUCUGCUGUGCGGGCUGAGGGCAGGCAAGAACAAUGGCUACCCAGUCUGAUUUGAUGGAGUUGGACAUGGCAAUGGGUGACAGCAAGGCUGCUGUGAGCCAGUGGCAGCAGCAGUCCUACCUGGAUUCAGGCAUCCAGUCUGGGGUCACCACCACAGCACCAUCCCUGAGCGGUAAAGGGAAUCCUGAUGCUGAGGAGGAGGAUCCAACUCUGUAUGACUGGGAGUUCAACCAGCCCUUCACUCCUGAGGCUACAGACAUUGAGGGCUAUGCUAUGACUCGGGCCCAGCGCGUGCGGGCUGCCAUGUUCCCGGAGACCUUGGAGGAAGGGAUCCAGAUCCCUCCAACCCAGCUGGAUGCUGCCCACCCAACAGCGGUGCAGCGCCUGGCAGAACCCUCUCAGAUGCUGAAGCAUGCUGUGGUGAACCUCAUCAACUACCAGGAUGAUGCUGAGCUGGCCACUCGUGCCAUCCCUGAACUCACCAAACUGCUGAAUGAUGAGGACCAGGUUGUUGUGAAUAAAGCAGCUGUGAUGGUGCAUCAGUUGUCAAAGAAGGAAGCGUCGCGCCAUGCCCUGAUGCGUUCGCCACAGAUGGUUUCUGCCGUUGUCCGCGCCAUGCAAAACACUGGCGAUGUGGAGACCGCCCGUUGUUCCGCUGGCACCCUGCACAACCUUUCCCACCAUCGUGAGGGGCUCCUUGCAAUCUUCAAGUCUGGAGGCAUUCCUGCCCUGGUCAAAAUGCUGGGGUCACCAGUGGACAGUGUUUUGUUCUACGCCAUCACUACACUCCACAACCUGUUGCUGCAUCAGGAAGGGGCCAAAAUGGCAGUGCGUCUCGCUGGAGGCCUGCAGAAGAUGGUGGCGCUGUUGUCCAAUACCAAUGUUAAGUUCCUGGCAAUCACUACUGACUGCCUGCAGAUUCUGGCGUACGGCAAUCAGGAAAGCAAGCUGAUCAUUUUGGCCAGUGGCGGCCCCCAGGCGCUGGUCAACAUCAUGAGGACCUUCACAUAUGAGAAGCUACUGUGGACCACCAGCAGAGUGCUGAAGGUGCUCUCCGUUUGCUCAAGCAACAAGCCUGCCAUCGUAGAAGCUGGAGGAAUGCAGGCUUUGGGGCUUCAUCUGACAGACCCCAGCCAGCGUCUGGUCCAAAACUGCCUCUGGACUUUGAGGAAUCUUUCAGAUGCUGCUACUAAGCAGGAGGGGAUGGAAGGUCUCCUGGGGACCCUGGUCCAGCUGCUGGGCAGUGACGACAUUAACGUAGUGACAUGUGCUGCUGGAAUCCUCUCCAACCUGACCUGCAACAACUACAGUAACAAGCUGAUGGUCUGCCAGGUUGGUGGCAUUGAGGCUCUGGUUCGAACCGUUCUUCGCGCUGGUGACAGAGAGGACAUCACCGAGCCGGCGGUGUGUGCCCUGCGCCACCUCACUUCACGCCACCAGGAUGCCGAGAUGGCCCAGAAUGCCGUGCGCCUUCACUAUGGUCUGCCGGUGGUGGUCAAACUACUGCAUCCUCCAUCCCACUGGCCACUAAUCAAGGCAACAGUGGGUCUGAUACGCAACCUAGCGCUCUGCCCAGCCAACCACAGUGCUCUGCGGGAGCAGGGAGCCAUUCCACGGCUGGUCCAGCUGCUCGUCAGAGCUCACCAGGACACCCAGAGGCGCACCAGCAUGGGAGGCAACCAGCAGCAGUUUGUGGAGGGCGUGCGCAUGGAGGAAAUCGUGGAAGGCUGCACAGGAGCUCUUCAUAUCCUUGCCCGGGACGUCCACAACAGAAUCGUCAUCAGAGGGCUCAACACCAUUCCACUCUUUGUCCAGUUGCUGUAUUCUCCCGUGGAAAAUAUCCAGCGCGUGGCGGCAGGUGUGCUGUGUGAACUGGCCCAGGACAAAGAAGCUGCCGAGGCGAUCGAGGCUGAGGGCGCCACCGCGCCGCUCACCGAGCUGCUGCACUCUCGUAACGAGGGAGUCGCGACCUACGCCGCCGCCGUCCUGUUCCGCAUGUCUGAGGACAAACCGCAGGACUACAAGAAGCGUCUGUCGGUGGAGCUGACCAGCUCUCUGUUCAGAACCGAGCCGAUGGCCUGGAACGAUACGGGAGACCUGGGAUUGGAUAUGGGAGCACAGGGAGACCCUCUGGCCUACAGGCAGGAUGACGGGGCGUACCGGGCCUACCCAGCAGCUUACGGCCAGGACACCUUGUUAGAUCCCAUGAUGGAAGGUGCCGACUACCACGCCGACGCCCUGCCGGACCUGGGUCACCACACCGACCCUCUGCCGGACCUCGGCCACACCCAGGACCUGAUGGACAGCAACCAGCUGGCCUGGUUUGACACCGACCUGUAGGAUUGUUGUAAUCUGAUAGAACCUGCAUUGUAAUUGGCCUGUAUUGUCUGGAGCAGCAUUAUGAUUGGCCUUGAGGAGUGUUGAAGGUAACAAGAGGAAUAAAGGGGUCUUGGAAAGUGCCUGACACAAGAAACAAGAAGAAGAUGGUUGCCACAGGAACGUUACAGCAAGUUGAAAAACGGAUGAAAAAGGAGAUGGAAAAAAAUAUCAGAAGGAUGUGGAAUCACACAAUGGAGGUCUCAGAGCAGGUUACCAGUAUGGAUGAGUGCACAUGAGGUGGAUCUUAAAACUUUGAAACACAUGUUUUAGCCUUGCCUGUAUUAUCAGUUUUUUUUCUCUCUUUUGUUUCUAUUUUUCUUAUUCUAUUUUUUUAUUUCUUUUUGUAUUACUCAUUAUCUGUUAUGGUACUGACCCAGCUUGCCUUCGCACUAGCCAUCUUCAUUUUUCUUCAAUGCUAAUCAUUUGUAAUUUUUUUUUCUUCUUUUUUUUUUUUAAACGUAUAUUACAUGUAGUGUUAAGUUAUAGUGAUAUUAUACAAUGUUCCUUUUGGUUUCUGGUCGAAUGUGUAGAACACUAAUAAUCAGUUGAAUUGUACUCUGACUUAAAAGUGUAACAUUGUGUAGUUUUUUUUUAUAAUCUCAAAAAUGGAGAAUUAUGCAUUCUUAAUAUGUGCUUGUUUAAGCAUAAAAAUAUGUCAGUGUCACAAAUGUUCUAAAGAGGGGAUACGGGUGAAAUUGAGGGAGGGGCCGGGGAUAAAUCUAAAGACAAGUGUUUUAUAUACAGUAUCACUGGUAGGGUAACAACUAUUUUGUAUGCUAUCAUUGGUUGUCUGAUAGAAAAAAAAAAAAAAAAAAGUCUAACGCUAUCAUUGGUGGUUGAAUAAAACCCAGUUUUAUGUGCUAUCAAAGGUAGCUGAGUUGAUGAACAGUUGUAGUCCUGCUGUGCUUAUUUUGGAGACGAGGUUAUGACACGGCUGAACAUUAAAAAAAUGGCAUUUUAUUUCA
Messenger RNA from Salarias fasciatus (jewelled blenny), 3487 nucleotides. RefSeq names its product catenin beta-1-like. The record is from RefSeq and is a predicted model, not a curated record. The coding region runs from base 177 to 2483 and encodes 768 amino acids. Gene Ontology annotation, biological process: cell adhesion. NCBI's taxonomy places the organism in Eukaryota, Metazoa, Chordata, Actinopteri, Blenniiformes, Blenniidae. Gene Ontology annotation, molecular function: cadherin binding. The transcript is spliced from 17 exons.